Molecule: messenger RNA, 1099 nt
Organism: Hyla sarda
Lineage: Eukaryota; Metazoa; Chordata; Amphibia; Anura; Hylidae
Product: DNA dC->dU-editing enzyme APOBEC3-like
Exons: 4
Coding region: 119-1000 (293 amino acids)
Biological process (GO): cytidine to uridine editing
Cellular component (GO): nucleus; cytoplasm
Molecular function (GO): RNA binding; cytidine deaminase activity
Source: RefSeq, a predicted model, not a curated record
UAGUUUGUAAAGAGGCUGUCAGCAAAAUAGUAUGCAACAUAGCUUUGUAGUGAGCUAGGAGCAAACUAAAGAAGCUUUAAAGAAAUGUAGUUUCACACAAGCAAGGGGAAGUCACGUGAUGUGGGCAGUAGGACCGCCCAGCUUCCUUCAUGAAAACAGCAAGAUGAACGGAGUAACAGAAGGAAGAAAAACAAGAAAACCAUGCAUUACAAUAGACAAGACAUUGUUCAUCAGGAAAUUUUUAUCGGAAGAAGAAUUUAAUAAUAACUUUAAUACUGUGGAUUUGGUGAAAAACACAUUGGUGUGUUUCAGCCUUGAGGACAAGAAACCACCAUGGAAGCUAUGGGGUUAUGCUUACAACAAUCCAAGAGUUGAGCAUGCGGAGAUAAUUGUUUUACGGGAACUCUCAAAAUUUUUUGGUGCAAAUCCUACAAAAAUUGAGACUGAAUAUAAAAUCACAUUAUAUGCAUCCUACAGUCCCUGCCUUAAUUGUUGUGAAGAAGUAUGCAAAUUUCUCAUUAACAGCAAAGAAAAAAUAAUCAUGAACUUAAAUAUUUCCAAAUUUUAUAACUUUCAUGAUUAUGACAAUAAAAUCAGUUUAAAAAUGAUGAGAGAAAAUGGAGUAUGCAUUAAAAUGAUGAAUAUGGAAGAAUAUAAGGCAUGUUUUUAUCUUUUUGUGGAUCCAAACGAGCAGUUUAAACCUUGUGAAGAGUUAGACAUUCAGUGUGAAAGAAAUGAAAUUGAACUGGAUCAUCUUUGGAGUGAGGAAUUUGAAGACUAUUUAUUCAGGAGGAGGAGACCAAACUCAGUUUUUUUUGCUUCAGAGGAUUUUUCACCCGGUCAUAACAACAAUGCACUCAUCAGACUGCAAGAAGACAUUGCAACACCAAAGAAGAAUAAACAAGAGAAGGAAUCACAGGCAAAGACGCCAGUGAAGUUGCCCCCCUUGAAAUAUAUAGAUUGCAAAGAAACACUUAAGAGAAAGCUCACAUUUGAUUAACCAGAAUUUAGCUUUCAAAGACAUGCAACUCCGCUUAUAAACCCAUAAAGUUAAAUGGUACCUGUCACCAUCAAUGAAAUUUAAUAUAUUAUAGAUAAG